This is a messenger RNA of Hypomesus transpacificus, 5290 nucleotides long. RefSeq names its product ring finger protein 24 (gene rnf24). NCBI's taxonomy places the organism in Eukaryota, Metazoa, Chordata, Actinopteri, Osmeriformes, Osmeridae. Gene Ontology annotation, cellular component: endomembrane system. Bases 1366 to 1875 code for a protein of 169 amino acids. The transcript has 6 exons. The record is from RefSeq and is a predicted model, not a curated record. Gene Ontology annotation, molecular function: zinc ion binding; ubiquitin protein ligase activity.
UGGUCGGGUUGUUUGGCAAUGUGGCAAUGUGACUCCCUGUGAUCAAAUGGCUGGGGUUGUGCUGUGGCUUUGCUUCGUUGGCUAUCGUAAAGCAGAUGAUCGAUGAACACUGUGUGUGUUUUGUUAGGAAGCACCGCAAGAAUCAUUUUCUAUGUCGACACUUCACCCUCAUUAGUUUGAGCUGGAGUCAUAGUGUCUGUGAGGUUUGGGGUUGAGGUAAUAUACAGGCCUAAAUCUGUAUUUGGCAGAGUGUGGUUGUUGCCCAGUUUUGGCCCUCGUAUCCUCACGUGACUGUGUGUUUUACUGAGCAUCAGUUACCUUGUUUUUAGCAGGGCGAGAGAGGGUCCUAUUUUAAUCAACUCAUUGAAGAUGAGAGCAUACAGACUGAUAGCCGAACAUACCACACCCAACACCACUCAGAGUUAACCUGAGGGCUUGUUUACCAUCUCACUGACUCACCAGGUUAGCAAACGUCUUUGCGAAAAUGCGGUGAGUUUGUGCGCAAUAUCAAACUAAGGAGGUGAGUUAAAAGGAAAAAUAGUGCUAGUCUAUGUUUUCCCUUUCUUUCAUAUUUUGCAUCUCAUAUGGGUCAUUUAAUUUCAAGGCAGCAGUGUAUCUUCGGGAAUAAGUCAACCAUUUAAUCAAUGUCAAUGUUUGCUGCGUGUAGCCUAAGUCAAGCAGUAAAGCAUAUCUCCGACAAUGUAAACAAAGCAUGUGUGAUACACGUGUGAAUCAAGUCCAACAAAAAAAGCUUAUCCGCCUGAAAUAGAUGUUGUUUAUGAGGCAACAGGGGAAUUCAAUCGUGAGAGAGAAAGCCUUGCGUACACCAUGCAGGGCUAGGUGGGAGAGGGUGAGGACGGGCCGCGGAGUGACGGUCGACAGCUGUGUGUGUCAGUUGCUGUUUGGCCCAGCUUGUGUUACUGAAUGAGACCACAGAAGAAGAAUAGGGCGGGGAUCCCAAAUGGUGCUUCUAGUCAAGCGCAUGUAAAGGCAUCUGUCCAAUUCAUCAAGUCAGGCAUGCUUACUUACCAGGCCAACAGCAGUCAUUCGGAGGCGGUGUUAUUCUAUGGUGUUUCUUCCCAGUUUGUGUCUGUGUGCUCCCACUGUGUCCCCCUCUCUGAGCAGGGGGUUCCACAGCCCGGCCCCAGAUCAGGCCCAGCAGUAAAGUGGAUUAAUUAACCGCACAACCAAGACCAUUGCCCUGGAUUAAGGGUCGGUUUAAUCGGGGUGCCAGCAUACUGAGUGAAUUUAGACGAUCAUGCAGGUCAACUGUGGCGCCCAGCUCACUGAUGUUGUUGGCAGUUCUCUGAAACACUUAACCGUCGUCAUGGUGUCUACUUUGUCCUCAAUUUCUCAAGGAUAUCCAUGAGCUCUGACUUCCAACACUACAGUUUCAGGAUGCCUAAUAUAGGGUUCCAGAACCUUCCCCUCAACAUCUACAUUGUGGUGUUUGGGACGGCCAUCUUUGUUUUCAUCCUCAGCCUCCUCUUUUGCUGCUACCUCAUCAGGUUACGGCAUCAGGCCCACAAGGAGUUGUACGCCUACAAACAAGUUAUACAGAAAGAAAAAGUGAAAGAGUUAAACUUGCAUGAGAUAUGUGCAGUGUGCUUGGAGGAGUUCAAACAGAAGGAUGAGCUGGGGAUUUGCCCGUGCAAACACGCCUUUCACAGGAAGUGCCUCAUCAAGUGGUUGGAGGUGAGAAAGGUGUGCCCGCUGUGCAACAUGCCCGUCCUGCAGCUGGCCCAGCAGGCCGGCACCUUGGACGCAGCCGUGGCCAUACCGCAGCCUCUGCCCCAGCUGCCUCUGCCCCAGCAGCCUCUGGCCCAGCUGCCUCUGCCCCAGCAGCCUCUGCCAGGCGUGGAGAACUUGGUGUAGCACACACAUACCUACUACAUCGACACACCCACUCAACACACCCUCACCUGUACAGGUACACGUGUAUGUGAGUGUGGUCGGACAUGAGGAGUGGACGGCGCUCUGCAGACACCCAGCAGCCUGGCGUCUCCAACUCCACGUACUCCACCUCUGUUCGCUGCCUUUGUAAAGUCACAAAAUCGAAACGAUUUGACGGCAACUGAUCAUUUUUGGUGUCUUAUUUUGAUGACGUUUUUUUGGGGACGAUGGAAGGAGAGCUGUCCCAGUUCUGACUGAGGUCACUCUGUUUCCCAACCAAAGCACUUUUCUGGGGACACCAGCGCAAGACGAAUGAAAGACACAAAGUCAGACAACUACGACAGUGAAAUGGAAAUGGCUGCAUUUUUUUCUUUCUUUUUUUUUACAUAACUUUUGUUGUUGUUGUUUUUAACGAGCACUUUAUAAGAAGUCAACCUUGAUUGCUUGUGAGGAGAGUAGUAGCAAGGUUAUAUUUUAUUAAGAUUAGCUUUUCUUUUAUGUGUACAGAGCCACAUGAAUUUUCAUUUGUAGUUGUGUGGACUUUUUUUUUUACUGAGAAAAUAUCUUAAAAGGGACAAUAGCCUUCAAAUCAACGUCUGGAAACACAUUAGAUGCUUAGAACCACACCAUCCUAAAGACCAGAUACUCCUUCACACUUACACCCCCCCCCCCCCUUCCUGCACAAAACAAGUCAACUGAUUACUGAAGGCUUGUGUGUGUGGAGUGUUGGUGUGUUUUGUGAGAAGAGCACUAAGCCUAGUUAACCUCGGGUCAUGGUGCCCACUUAAAUGUGAACAUAGAGGUCAAUGUGCCUAGAAGGCCACUGACUCCUCCCCCACCCUCAUACGAAUGCUCUGCAGAUUGGUACUCACAGCUCGGUGUGUGUGAGUGUGUCUUUGACAGUGUGGCCACGGUCAUUUCAGUAGAGCCAGGCCAUGUACUAAUAUGCCCUGAGAAUGAUGAUGUGACAACCAUGCCAUUAAGAAUCCCCCCCCCCCCCCCUGCUCCUCUGUGGGCCCCUCACUCUAUUGAGACACUAGGAACAGCAUGUCAUCUGCAUCAAUGCUGAUGUUAAACAAAUGGUUAGAAUGAGCUUGGCUAAGAGAAAUGUAACAUUCGUGACUAGUUUGGAAAACCCAUCUGUACUUGGACAGUUCAAACGUCACUGUCCUCUGAAGUUGUUUCAGUUGCCUGUAAAUCUCGGUUCCAUCCAGGAACCUGAUCUCUACACCGUUCUAAACAAGGGUGCCAUGUUAACAGUAAACGUACCUGGUCACACCGUGUGUGUGUGUGUGUGAGAGAGUGCUGCAUAUCCCAUCCACACGUCAGUCAACACACGCUAGGAGCGUCCUGGCUCCAGUCACUUCCUGUCUUAAUGCGAACAGGAAAUGGAGAAACCCGACACCCUGCGUCUGCGGCACUCCUCGGCCCUGCAGCCAAUCAGCAGCCUUGUUUAUUGUUACGUAAGUGAAGGUUUAGUAUCGCUCCCAGCCACAGUGCUCUUGAAGUGUGAGUCAUGGGUUUAGCAGUCAGUGAAUGUCAGAACCCAUAGUUAAAGGUUGCUUGUUUUGUGAUGCGAUUCAGCGUACAGCCCACUAGCAGAACUGUGAGCUGUUCCAUUAGCACAACCACCAGUGUUCCUCUUUGGAUGGGCAGAAAAGGAAAUCACUGAACAAAACCAACUCUUAAUCUUACACCUAAUAAAAAGCAUUUAUACAUAUUUGUACAGUGCACAUAUGUACACGUUGCCAAAUGUUGAGAUAGAUCUCUCAGAUCUGAGAUCUCGUCAGGCCCAAGUCUAUAUUUAGUUACCAAAUACCUCGAUUGCACUUAGAAUGUUGUGAGGUCCUGAAGUAAAAAAAUAUACAUAUAUACAUAUAUAAGCCAAACACUAUGCAAAUCAGAAACUACAACCUGUGGUUGUUGGUGUCAACUGUGGUGUUGGUUAAAUAAUAACCCAUGAUCAAGGUUCUUAAAAAGAACAUGGUUCUGGCCUUUAGCUUAGUUGUAGGUGAGUAUUCUGACCUUGUACCGUAGGAGUUAGCUGUAUGAGUUAGCUGUAUGAGUUAGCUGUUUGUUUGACUGGUCCUAAAACGUGUCAGAAAUCAUGCUGCCCUCAGCAUAUCAUUGUCCCCAGCCCAGCACACCUCUUUGUACUGUUAGCACUGACACAAGGACCGUGCUAAUGACCAGAACACAGAACUGAACACACACACACAGGGAGAGAUGAACGUGAGGCAAGUUAUAGUGAGGCAGCACUUUCAUUCAUUCUCUCGUCACAAAGUGUAGCUAUUUUAGAGGCCUUAUUCUGGGCUUUUCCCUCACCCUUUAUGUGUUAGUCCCACACAGAGCAUUAUGAAACUGGACCCUACUAUGAAACAGGUCAUUUGUGUGAAUGUCCUUUUGCCCUAUUCCUAACCCAGGCAGGUGCAGGCUGCUAAACUGUGAAGGCCACAGACUAGAUCAAGGUGAGAGGUCAUGGCCAUGAUUAGUGUCACAUAAUACUUAAAACGACAUUGCAACUUUCCCUAAAAGAACUCAAGCCAAAUAUUGGAUUUUUGAACAGGGCUGAAUGGUGAUCGAAGCUGUGUUGUUGGUUACUCUCAGAAUGGACAGGGCCUUUUUCACUACGGCCUUCUCAGUGCUAAGAGUCAUACAGCCAUGUACCGAACAGUUGUUUUUUGUGUUUUAAGAUGGACAUCCACAAACAGUUGGAGAGCGUGAUAGCUCAAAUUGCCAGACAAGAGAUUGCAGAGUUCUAGAUUAAUAACUCAUUAAACACUUAUACGAAGCCUCAGUGAAAAGACCUGCCCCUACUUUCUGGAACAUCAUAAAGUAUGGCCUGGUUACAGAUGAACAGUUGUAGAGUAGUAUUUGUUCCAAAUGGGUGAAAAAAGAGAACAAAUUUAGCAGGGAAGUGGAUUUUUUUAUUUUACUUUUGCUUUACUCAUGCGUGUGUUGUAUGUCAAUGUUUGUGAUGAAACAGUCCUGUAGUUGACCAGAGAAUGGAGUUCAAAAAGAAAAAAGUUUGAAAUCACUCAACGUUGUUUGUAUGUGUGAGUGACUUACCGGUUAACUAUGUUUCAGUAGAGUUGUAUCUCUGCCAUACUAUUUAUCACUAAGUAUAUUGCAGAUUUGAUUGAACAAACAGACUGAUAUUUAUUGUCCAUUCCCUAGCCCACCUGUCAAGCAGUGUACAGUAUUUGGACUGCCAACCCUGCCACCUUCUAAACCUGAACACAGCCAGUCUUAAAGCUCCACCCCAAACUCAAGGUUCUGCAACUGAAUGUACAGUUAGGAUAGGAUGUGCAGUUAAAACAGGCGGGUUGAAAUGUGAAUUGCGUGCAUGUGAUUUUGACGACUACUGAAGUCCCAGUUGUUGUCUAAAAGAGAGUCA